AUGGCGGCGAGUAUAAUUGCAAUUUCCUCGGUGGCCACCAUUCCUACCAGCGAUGCUGUUCCCCUGAUGCAGGCGCUGAGCACGCCCCUCUUCCCGGAACGGGUGAGGGCCGCGAUCGUGUUGGCCAUCAACAAUAAGGUCAGCGCCGCCGUGCCAGAGUUGACGCCAGGCAGCGCAGGGAGAACGGAGCUCCAGAACGCCGCGCAUAUCCACGACUACUUCACUCAGGAGGAUUGGUUGGCCCUCACCGGUUUCAACAAGACGAGUCGCUCCCGCCUCGAGGUGGUCGUGAACAGGAUGCGCCUGCUCAACAUACUGAACCCUAACGAGACCACAAAGGCUCACGCCGUGCUGCUGACGAUCAGAGCUGCCACGCCCGUCGGCGAGGAGCCUCCGCUUCGCCCGGCUACGACGCUGAACUUGAUGAACGAGUUCAAGACGAUCUUGAGACGAGUUCGGAGGUUCCACGCGAGCACCGUCGCGCCGAUGGUAGACUACUACGAGGACCCGCAGCAGUUGCGCACCAACAACCCUGACCUCUACGCGCAGGCCUACCCCAGCGACGCUCCGAUCCCGUGCCCCAGCGACGUAGGCCAGUUGGAGAUCAUGCGUCGCCAGCUCCCGCUCAGGGCCUCGCACGGCGCCGCGAGGCUUCAGCCCGCCAGUGGUUCAGGUUCCAUCAUCGACGUGGUAGCCUCGUCGCCGGAACUGGUGACUGAGGUUAAGGUGGUGGCGCCCGCGGACGCGGGGCUGCGCAGCGACCAUCGCCGCCUUGAUGUUUCGGUCGCUGGCGUGGUGGACUGCACGGGGGAGUCGGCAGUGGGCUUCGCGAGGUGGGUGCGUGGCGCCGACUGGGGGGAGGCUUUACUGUUGGCACCACUCGCGUUACGAUUUUUGGUGGGCUGGGCGGGCACGGCCAUGCGGUCAGCUGUCGUCCGUCGCUGGGUAGUCGAAGGGCGCUGCCGGGGCACGCGGCAGGGCCUGCUCGACCGGGUGGUUUGGUGGAGGGCUGUUGUCUACACCCUAGCUGGCCAUUUUGCGGGCAUGUCGGUUGCGCACGGCCCACGCGGCCAGCCGCGGGGAGUAGGCGCUGCCGGUGCGGACCGCGACGAUGACGACGAGGGCGUGGGGCCAGGGGAGCUGCGGGCGGCGCGGGCCGCGGCGGCUGCGGGCGAUGCGGACCCGCCCGCCCGGAAAGCCGCCACCAGAGCUCUUGACAGGUACCUCGAACUCGCAGCGGCGUCGCCCGGCGAGGCGGAAGCCUUCCUGAGUCGCGCAUUGGAACCCCGUCUGCCGGUACAGUUGGCCUUGCGGUGCCCGGUGUCCGGUGAGUUAUUAGGGCUGGCCGACGCUCUGGAGGUCAUCACCGAGGAUGCGUUGUCACGCGGAGCGCAGGCUGGGUCUGGCGACGCAGCCUUCAACCGCGCCGUGGCCGAUGAGGUCCGCCAGGCACGCCGGGAAUCGCAAGCGGAGGCGGCAGAGUUGGGCACGGGCGACCCGUUCUCCCUGGAUGACGUCAACGCGGUCCUCAGGGAGAUGAAGGGGAACCGGCGUUCCCUGUACCUCCCGCGCGCGGCCGUCCUCACCGAACUCUGGGGCGGGAGGCUCGUCACCUGGGCAUUGGUAUGCUUGGUGGCGGUCUCGGGCCUUAUGCCAAGUGGAUGGCGGCGCGAGGUGGCGCCCAUCCGGAAGCGGGGGCCCGUGGUAGUGUCUGACGUCGCCCACCUGCGCCCCGUCAGCUACGUGGACGAGCUAUGCGGGACGUUCGACGCCGUGUGGCUUCGGGCGGCCCGCGGCCAGCUGGAGGCGCAUGCGGGCGCCCCCCAGGCGGGAGGUAAGUAUGACGCCGUCCUGAUGGUGAUCGGCACGGUCAUGGCGCUACAGAUACGCAGGGCGCACGGCUUGUCCACCCUCGUGGAGAAGGCCGACCUGGAACACGGCUACGACCUCGCCUGGCGGGAUGCUGUACGAGUUCACUUGCGACGAGCCGGUUUGGGGGGGCACCUUUGGCCGGUUGCUGACGCAGCCCUGGGAUCCGAAACGAUCCGGGUCCGCAUCGGCGGGAUUGCAGGGGCGGCGGCUGUCCCUACCGAGUUUGGCGUCGGGCAAGGCCGCCGGGCGGGGGUGCGCAUGUUUGGCGCACUGGUGCGGGCAUUGUUGGAUGCUUGCUCCGCCGUGGCCUCGGGCGUUGGUGUCGCCCCGCCGGCGGUGGCGGCGCGCGCGUUCCACGAAUGCCACCAGGCCGCAACUCUUGCGCCUGGCACGGAAAUAGCUUGGGGGGCUGUCCGUGCAGAGGAGUUGUUGGUAUCGGUGCGGCCUGGGGUGCCGGACUGGCACCAGCACCUCCAGGCGCUAGGUACCGUCGCGGACAGGUGCGCCUUCCUCGAUGCCGUGGCCGCUCACGCGCUCCUGAUCCUCCAGUUCGUGGACGACUCGUUCGUGUUCCAGUCGUCGGCCGCGGGGCUGGCCGCCGUAAACCGGGCACUGACGGAGUUCUGUUUGACGUGGCGCCACCGCUUCCAAGGCGGCCGCAAACGCCCCAUGGUGCUGGCCGUGGGGGGUGGGCCUGUGUCGGACAACUUCGGCACUGUGUGCGGGGUGCCGCCGGAGGUUACCCAAGUCCUCGACAUGUUGGGCGCCCCCGUGGAGCAGGACCUCGGGUUCCACGCCCUGCUCGGGCGCGCGUGCUCGCGGCUACGCGACGGAGCGCGCAAGCUCGCGGCCGCCCUCGCGCAGCGAGGUUUCGGCCUACCCUACCAGGUGGCGCAACUUCCAGCGCGAGUCGUGGCCAAGGCGUUCUACGGCGCGGAGUUGCUGGCCAGCUUCGCGUCGGGAUGGCAGGCCGCGGUGACGCGGGUGAACCAUGCGCAGUACGAGGUCGCCAAGAUGCUGCUCGGUGGGGGGCCAGGGGUUUCCCUAGGCACAGGUGGGCAUGUUCGCGCGCUGGCGGAGACGCGGAUGCUGACGAGGUGGGGGACGACCCUGAUGCAGCGGAUCGCCCUCGGUCGGGCGCGGCUGCUUGCGCGACCACAUGGGACUCCCGUGGCCCAGGUGGUGGCGGGUACGCGGGCCACGACGGGUGCUACUUGGCUGGGCCACGCCGCCGAGGUGUCCCGUGCAUUGGGCAUUACCGUUGAUCUUCCGGCCGGCGCACUGUCCGAGGAGGCUCGCGCGGACCCCGAGGCCCGCAAACGGGCCGUCCAGCACUGGAAGCGCACUGUGGUGCUGCCGGCAGUCCUGGCGUACGAGCAGGCGUGGUUCGUCUUGCAGCUGGGCGCGGUGGGUACUAGUGGUCUCUUGCCAUACCGAGAGCUGAUUCCAGUACGUGGGCCGCUCUCCGCUGGCGUACGAUGGGCGCCGUGGGGGCGUGCGAUGUGGCGCUUCUACCAGGCCUGGGCACUCGCGCGGGCGUCGGGCCGCAUGCCAGUGGAAGUGUGGCUGGCCGAGGGGGUCGCCGCCGUUCCCCUGGCGUGCCCACUGUGCGCCGCCCCUGCACCGGAGGGGUGCACUCUGGUGGAGUGCCUCGGGCACUUGCUGUCGGCGUGCCCUGCGGUGGCCCCCCUGCGCGUGGCGUGCUCAACCAGUGACGUGGCACGGUGGGCGCUCGGCGACGUGGAGGACACCGCCGCACUCGCGCCGCGGGUCCGCCUGGUGGGUCUCGCCUCGCGUGCUUGGGUACUGGGCGUGAGGGCGGGGGCAGCCGGCACUGCAGCGGCCGCGCGGGAGGGAGGGGAAGGGUGA
This is a messenger RNA of Prorocentrum cordatum, 3741 nucleotides long. Lineage: Eukaryota; Dinophyceae; Prorocentrales; Prorocentraceae. The record is from the annotation of a GenBank genome assembly.